UAUUUCCUCUAUGUUCAGCAAGUUGUUUAUUUACUUAGUAUAUAUAUACUUUGAAAUAUUGACGAUCAUUACAGUAAAAUUAAAUAACUUUAUUCAUUUACUUUAAUUCCUGUUAUGGUUCAGACUACUCUAAAACAAUAUUUGUGAUUUUAAUUCUAGAAAUCAUAUAUUAUAGUUGGUUGUGAAAAAAGUAUUAUAUAAUAAGAUAGUUUAACAUUAUGGAAGAAUUUGGUCGUGAACCAUGCCCAAUGAGGAUAUUGGAAGAUCUUGGUGGUGCUUUUGCUAUGGGCCUUAUUGGUGGAGGUCUUUUCCAAGGAGUGAAAGGUUUUCGUAAUGCACCAACUGGAUUCAAUCGUCGAUUAAAUAGUGCAUUUUAUUCUGUUGCUACAAGAGCUCCCAAUAUUGGUGGCAGCUUUGCUGUUUGGGGUGGUUUAUUUUCAACCAUUGAUUGUUCAUUAGUAGCUAUACGGAAAAAGGAAGAUCCCUGGAAUUCUAUUGCUAGUGGUGCAUUAACUGGAGGUAUUUUAGCAGCUCGAAAUGGUGUUCCAGCUAUGGCAGCUAGUGCCGUUUUUGGUGGAUUGUUAUUAGCUAUGAUAGAAGGAUUUGGAUUAUUCUUUAUGCACAUGUCAGCUGAACAAUUUAGACCUCAACCACCUAUCUUUGAAGACCCAACUAAUAAUAAUACUGGCUAAUUAAAUGAUUCUUAACUUAAUUCCUCACUGUUAGACAUUUUGAUUUUUCUUACCAUUUCUUUAUGUAGUUUAUGUUUAAUCAAUAUAUUUAUAUUGUAUGUA
Messenger RNA from Daktulosphaira vitifoliae (grape phylloxera), 794 nucleotides. RefSeq names its product mitochondrial import inner membrane translocase subunit Tim17-B. Bases 219 to 692 code for a protein of 157 amino acids. The record is from RefSeq and is a predicted model, not a curated record. Lineage: Eukaryota; Metazoa; Arthropoda; Insecta; Hemiptera; Phylloxeridae. Gene Ontology annotation, biological process: protein import into mitochondrial matrix. Gene Ontology annotation, cellular component: TIM23 mitochondrial import inner membrane translocase complex; mitochondrial inner membrane. The transcript is spliced from 3 exons. Gene Ontology annotation, molecular function: transmembrane protein transporter activity.